UUUAUCUGAGCCAUAAUGGGCCGUAUGAAACCGCUCCCCACUAAGACGGCGUCGCCCGGCCAUAAAUGCCGUGAGCUACUCGCUCGCCAUCCGCCCAACGCAGCCAUUUAUUCUGUCAAGUCUCCUACUGCUCAUCCAUCCCCUUCUCCAUCCGCAUCCAUCUCCAUCUGCAACCUCAUCCUCGACGCCAUGUCCGCAUCGUCGUCAACCUCUCUCCCCGUCCCAGCGGAUUGGCUUCUCCCUGUCAUGUCGUGCCUGUUCUGCGGGGACCAGGUUGUCACCAACGUCAAGAGAUCCGGACAACAAGCAGGGGAGCGGUUCUACAAAUGUGUGCGUUACGAUGCACGCCAGUGUCGUUUCUUCGAGUUCCAGCUAGCGUACUGCAGAAGGAUGACCCCUCACCAGAUCGCCACCGCUCGGCAAGCCGGAAUGCACCCAGCCGGUCAGAGAUUUGGUGUCCAGCAGGGCAACGGGGCGCCCCAGGUGGUUCCUGCUGCCAUCCAGGGCCAGAUCCAGGCGCAGGCCCUUCCCCAAGUGCAGCAACCCCCACCGGCGGCGAACAAUCUACCACAGAUUCUUUUUCUGUUGCACCCCCCUGCUGGCAACGAGGCUAAGCUGGUCCAUCUUGCUACCUUCCGCGACUUACGUCCAGCAGUUUGGAAUAGUAUGAGCUUUCAGUAUCAGAUUCCAAUCAACUGAGAUUCAGUA
This is a messenger RNA of Aegilops tauschii subsp. strangulata, 708 nucleotides long. The record is from RefSeq and is a predicted model, not a curated record. NCBI's taxonomy places the organism in Eukaryota, Viridiplantae, Streptophyta, Magnoliopsida, Poales, Poaceae.